GUGUGUUUUGCAUUUUUGGUUUUACAUGUGUUGAAAGGAGCAGAUCUAUACAUCUUAAGUGCAUUUGGAAACAAAGCAAGGAUCACAAUGCCAAGACCUUCUCUUCUGUCUUUGAUAUUAGCCAGUGCUCUGACUUAUGCAGCUGGAGAUUAUAGUAUCAGACUAGUCAAUGGUAAUAAUGGCUGCUCUGGAAGAGUUGAGAUCCUUUAUAAUGGCCAGUGGGGGACAGUGUGUGAUGAUGACUGGGACAUGAAGGAUGCUGCUGUGGUGUGCAGACAGAUGGGAUGUGGAACAGCUGUUAGUGCACAAACCAGUGCUCAUUUUGGCCAGGGAAGUGGUCCGAUCUUGUUGGAUGAUGUGAGAUGUUCAGGAAGUGAAUCAUCACUCACACAGUGCUCACAUCCUACUAUUGGAACACAUAACUGUGGUCAUUCUGAAGAUGCAGGUGUUGUCUGCUUACAAGGCCAACUACCAGACAUAAGAUUGGUCAAUGGGUCUGACUCAUGCUGUGGAAGAGUGGAGAUCCGUUAUAAGGGCCAGUGGGGAACCGUGUGUGAUGAUAACUGGGACGUGAAUGAUGCUGCUGUGGUGUGCAGACAGUUACAGUGUGGAUCAGCCAUCAGUGCACCUCAAAGUGCUGCCUUUGGUGAAGGCAGUGGAUCAAUUUGGAUGGAUGAUGUUGAAUGCUCAGGAAGUGAGGGGACCCUUAGACAAUGCAAACAAAAAGGACUAGGAGAUCAUAACUGUAAUCAUGGUGAAGAUGCUGGUGUUGUUUGUUCUGGCGACCUGCAGAUGCCGACCUUUUCCCUGACCUCCACACAUUCAGUUAUUUCUCCUGGAGAAAAUAUCCAGUUCAGAUGCACAACACCUAAACCAAGAUGCAAUGCUAAUGCUGAAUUCCAGCUCUUCAGAAACGGACCAUCUAUAUCCUCCCAGAAACAUGUAUCUGGUGUGACUUUCAAUCUUAAUGUAGAUGUGUCAAAUCAGGGCAGCUACAGCUGUCAUUAUUCCUACCAAAACAACACUAUUAAGUCACCUUUGAGCAAAACUGUUACCAUCACUGUGGUGAACUUGCAGCAGCCACGCAUUUCCCACAGUGCUCCUGAUGGAUGGUUUGACGAGGAGCUUCAGGGGGCAGUGAUCACCAGGGGCCACAGUUUCACUAUCAUCUGUUCCACUGAAUCUCAGUUUCCUGGAGGAUCUUUUCACUUGUUCAGAGGGUCAAACAUCACAAAGACUGAGUCAGCUGUCAAUAACUCUUCCUCUUUCUUCUUUCCUGAGGCAGAAUAUUCAAAUGAUGGAUACUACAGUUGUGUUUAUGAAGUCAGUGUCUCCUCACGCUCCUUCCAUUCAUCAGCCUCUGAACUGCUGCUCAUCACUAUCACAGCCUCCCUGCUUCCUGUCAUUGGUGCUGCAGUGUCAGCUGUACUGCUCUUAUUGUCUGUCCUUAUAAUCAUCCUCCUGCUGAAGAGAAGACAAAAGCAAAGGAAUAAGGAAACUCUCUUUAAGUUCUCCUUUAGAAACGCUGCAGCUAAUACAUAUGCAGGUACAUCCCAUGACAAGAAAAAUGAAGAGGAUGAUGAGUCUGAUUAUGAAAAUGUAGAAUUUAAUAAUAAAAACAUGUAUCAUGAUGACUCUGAAGAGGACUAUGUCAGUGUGGACAUGGAUGACUCUGAAGAGGACUACAUCAAUGCAGACUUUACAGAGAUUAAAGGUGUUGUAAACAAAUCUGAUGAUAACAUUUAUGAAAGCUAUUGUGAUGAAUACUGAGUAAAAUACUAAAAUAAAUGAGGCUCUAAAGAAAAAUAUGGCAACCUUGAUGCCAUUGAAGAAAAUCCAGUUGGCAGUGACUGAUAUAUAUUUGUUUGUCUUUUUAUUAAUGAGGAUUGCUUUCAGAUAAUAAAGCGAUAUGUUACAGUUGUGUAAUGUAAAUGUUUUGUAAUACUGUUAAUAGUAGGACAAUCAAGUGCUCUUCCAGGUGCCAGUUUUCAAACUGUGCUCUGAACACCCAGAGGGCCAUGGAGGUACUGCAGGGGGACUGUAAACGGAUUCAAAAUUAUCUUGAGCAUUCUAUAAAAUAAAGUUGCAAAGUCCUACCCCA
This is a messenger RNA of Cyprinus carpio (common carp), 2101 nucleotides long. RefSeq lists its product as uncharacterized. The record is from RefSeq and is a predicted model, not a curated record. NCBI's taxonomy places the organism in Eukaryota, Metazoa, Chordata, Actinopteri, Cypriniformes, Cyprinidae. Gene Ontology annotation, cellular component: membrane.